This is a messenger RNA of Phalacrocorax carbo (great cormorant), 2901 nucleotides long. The record is from RefSeq and is a predicted model, not a curated record. NCBI's taxonomy places the organism in Eukaryota, Metazoa, Chordata, Aves, Suliformes, Phalacrocoracidae.
UACUACUUAUGUAGAUGUAUGCAUAUAAGACUACAUUGAAGUUACUGCUUGAAGAACUAAUAUUGAGAGCUGCACAUAAAAAUCUUGCUUAGCAGAGGAGAGCUAAAAUCUUUGACCCUGAUAAUAAUGUCAGUUUUCUACUUUCUGUUUGGAAUAUGGUAGCUUUCUUCUGGAAAGAUAUGAUUUCACCGGGCUGGGAAAGGAAGGUCUGCUGAACUCCGAGAGAGCAUAAAAAUCAUAAAGUCAGACAGUUUUAAAAGUGGUUAAUCUUGAUUAUUUGUAUCUCUUUCAGUGUUAAAAAAAAAAUGAAUACUGCCUCAACUUCAGAAAGUGGAUCAUAUUCCACAAACCACACAAGACCCUUUUUUUAUGCACAGCCAACAGCACAACAACCUUUUCCAAAUCCAUGGUACCUCAGUCAUGGAUACAGCCCAUACUACGUACCUGCUCCAGGCUUCCGAAGUGGAAAUCCAUAUUUUCCAUUUUAUUCUGUUGCACUCCAUGAGUACCCUGGAUUUCUUGUUCCACAGCAUCCAGUGCAUGCAAGAAUUAACAGAAGGCCUUAUUUUAAUGUUCCCCCACCUUCCCCUAUGUUUUAUCAUGCAACAAGGUUUAGACACUACAGUACCCCUGGGAAAAAAAUGGAGACAAAAGAAACACAGACUGAUCCUAGACAACCUGAAAACAAGCAAAAAAAGCAUCAAGAUACCCGUACAGAAACGAAAGGUUGUGAUGCAGGAAGUAUGGCCUGUGUUUCUUCUGGUAUAGGUACAGAGACUGAAAGUACUUCAGAGAAACAAGAUUCAUCUGGAUCUUCCAUUGUGGUAGACAGAGAGUUUCAUAACAAGACCCCUUCCAGCUCUACACAGUAUAGAAAUCUUCCUACUGGAAGCUAUGCCUUUGAGAAGGAAGAAGUGAGGAUAGAAUAUGGAAAUGGCUCUCCAGCUAUUCAACUGUGGAAGUCCUUUAAAGAAACUAUCCCUUUGUAUGAUGUGGCAAGUGGUAAACCAGUCCCAGAAAAUAUAGUACAGCGUGACUUAUUUUCUGUUAGUUCAUGUGAAGGAAUGAUAUAUGGCCCUCAUGAAGGGGAGAAAAUGGUGCCUGGAACUUAUUUAGAUGAGAGAAAAGCUGUUCUCACCUCAAAACAGGGUGUUGAAACUGUGCAAGGAAAAGAGGUCCAAAGUAAUGAAGUGAAGGUGGAUGCGGAAAAGCAGGUAAAUACAAGUCAAUGGGCGAAAUCCCCCCCAGGUGAAACCAUGGCAGUGCAAAUGGCAGAAUUGGCAAGAUCUGUUAGCAUAGAUCAACCAGUGGUAAGACAGGAUGUGGUAGUAACUAAGAAAUCUAGCUCUAAAAAAUCUGCAGGCUCAAAAACUUCUCAAGAAGAGCCCAGCUUUAUUCAACAAGCAGGACUACCAUCUGGCAUGGAGGUAAUGAGUGACUUAAAUUUUCAGCAGAAAAAGCUGAAUCUAAGCCACAGCGCAACCAAUGAAAGUCAAACAGAUAAAAGCAUUUGGUGUGAUGAAUCUAUUGAGAAGUACGUUCCCUCUAACAGUUGGCUGGCUUGUUUGGAGAAUAUGGACACAAACUACAACUACGAUGUUUGUUUGCCACAAAGGAAGCACCAAAGUGUACUCAGUCUUUCUUCUGAUGACGCGUCCUCUAGAGAGGAAGGCUCAUCAGUUGAUGAUGCUCCAGUGUCUUAUUUUGUCCCUGACUAUGUGCUUCAGAAAAGCAUGCAUACUUUCCAGAAAAGUACAGAGGGCUUAGAGAAAGAGAAAAUUAGAAGUGGUGGGUCCCUUAAUGAAAAUGAAGUGGUAGGAAGGGAGCAGAUGGACAUCUUGAAUGACCAAGGUGUCAAAAACUCUUCAACCAUGAAUAUGAAAGAGACUUCUGGUAAAGGUGGAAAGCUGGGAACCCUUCUGAGAUCUUCUAGUCAGAAAAAAUUAAAUCCUCUCAAGAAAAAAGCAGCUAAGAGUAUGUCAGAAGUUGAGGACUCUGAAGAAUACUCUGUGAGGGGAGAAGAGGAGGAUGAAGAGGGAGAACAUGAGGAGGAUGAGGAUGAUGAUGACUAUGAUGAUGACAUGGAUGAAAUUGAAUAUUUCUUUCAAGAAGCCACUCCAUAUGGAAUCUUGACGCCUGGUAAAGGAAGCUUCUACCAAGUUGGCCAGAGGGUGCUUUGGAAGCCAUCUAAAAAUGCUAUACGGGCUCAAUUAAUUAGCUGGCCUGCUCAAGAGAAGAUAAAAACUAGGAGUGGGCUUGGUGAAAACAUUGGUGUAGUUUAUAAGCCAAAGGGGAAAGAACAAGAUGAAGUUGUAUACAGUGAUUAUGGAUAUUAUGGAAGAAAGAAGCCUACAGCAAGAAGAGAACAACUUGAACACCAGCGAAUGCUACAGAAAUUCUUGGGAGGGAGUCUGCUGAGGGAGAACAUGGGGAUACCACCUGAAGAGUAUUGGAUUAGAAGUGGUGCUAAACCCAAACUUGCCAGCCAAACACAGGGAAGUCUCUCACCCCCAGCAAAGAGCAAAGAUCAAGGUUGCCCACUUUUGCUUAAACCAAAGAGGAAAAGAAUAAGCAAACCACUAUCAAAACGCAGAGACACAAGAUGUGAGGUAGAAGAAAUAGUGUGGGAGAUGCCUAAAAGCAGUGUGCACAGAGGGCAUGGAACAAGGAAGUCCCUCUGUAAGAGAAAAUAACUGCAAAUAGUGGGGCAAGGGGGGGGGAAGAUGUAUCAGAAUUUUGCAUAAAUCCAUAACUGUUAUUAUUGUAUAUUUUGUAAGUUGUUGUGCACUCUUAAAGGGUAAGAAGUAGCACUGUAAAGACUGAGGGCAUUAUUAAAAUGGAAUUAAGUAUUUAACACUUAUGUCACCUUUUUAUAACUAGCAUGUCCACUAUUUAAAUAAU